AGAUCGCGCAUUAUUGGCACGGACGUGACCUCAGGUUGUCGAUGAGUUUAUUUGUAAUCUAUUCUCUCCCAUCAGUUCCGUAUAUCGAAAUCGACAAGAGCUGAAUGCGACCAAUGCGAGUAUGCGACGACCAAAUGUCAAGACGCCAAUUCAGCUCUUGUACUGCUCCAGUUAACUCGAAGGAUUGCACUGGAGCAGUACAAGCUGCGUCAGAAUAGCUUGAGCUGCAACGAUGGAUCUCACGGCCUGGCCACCGCUCCUCUUGCUCAUCACUCUCUUGCUCUCGCUCGCAGCUUCGCUCCUCUUCUUGCUCAGCAGCCGCCACGGCGUCGACAAGAAGGCGACUGGUAAGGAGCUCCCCCCAGGCCCGCCGGCGCUGCUCUUCCUGGCCAAGUUCCUAGCACUCCGGCAGUCCAUCUUCCACCUUGAGCCGCUCCUCCGCGACCUGCACGCGCGCUACGGCCCCGUCAUCUCCAUCCGCCUCUUCCGCGCCCUCGUCUUCGUCUCCGACCGCCGCCUCGCCCACCGCGUCCUCGUCCAGGGCGGCUCCACCUUCGCCGACCGCCCGCGGCUCUUCGAGCCGGGGCUCCUCUUCACGUCCGGCUCCCGCAACAUCAACGCCGCGCCCUACGGGCCUUACUGGCGCCUCGUCCGCCGCAACCUCGCCUCCGAGGCGCUGCACCCGGCCUGCGUCAGCCAGUUCGCGCCCGCGAGGCGCCGGAUGCGCGACACGCUCGUCCGCGACCUCCGCGUGCGCGCCGGCGCCGGAGACCCUGUAGAGGUGAGGACGCUGCUCCGGAACGCCAUGUUCGACCUGCUGGUGUACAUGAGCCUCGGCGCCAGGCUCGCCCCGGAGGUGCUCGACGAGAUGCAGGACAUGCAGCUGUGGGUCGUCCGCACCAUCACCGGCUUCCCCAUCUUCUCCUUCUUCCCGGCGCUCACCAAGAGGCUCUUCCGCGAGCGAUGGGAGGCGCACCUUGCCGUCCGCCGGAGGCAGGACGAGAUAUUGCUCCCGCUGAUCGAAGCAAGGCGCUCUGUUUCCGUGCCCCGCGGCGCCGAUGACCCGCCGUGCUACGCCGACUCGCUUCUUGCGCUGCGCGUGGCGGACGAAGGCGACCGCCCGCUCACGGACUCUGAGCUCGUCAGCCUCUGCUCCGAGUUCUUGAGCGGUGGCACGGACAGCACGGUGACCUCGCUGGAGUGGAUCAUGGCGGAGCUGGUGAACCAUCCGGACAUGCAGGCCAAGGUCUACGAGGAGGUCAGGAGCAAGCCGGAGCUCAGCGAAGGCGACCUGCAGGGGAUGCCGUACCUGAAGGCCGUCGUCCUCGAGGGGCUGCGGCUCCACCCACCGGCCCACUUCCUCCUCCCUCACGGCGUACAGAGCGACACGGAGAUCGGCGGCUACAGGGUUCCCAAGGGAGCGGAGGUCAACUUCCUGAUCGCCGAGUUCGGGCGCGACGAGACGGUGUGGGCGGCUGCACGGGAGUUCCGGCCGGAGCGGUUCCUGGACGGCGGCGAGGGAUGCGGCGUGGACAUCACGGGGAGCAGAGAGAUCAAGAUGAUGCCCUUCGGAGCGGGCCGCAGGAUGUGCCCGGGGUACACGCUCGCCAUGCUGCACCUGGAGUUCUUCGUCUGGAGCCUCGUGAGGGAGCUGGAGUGGCUGCCGGCGGCGGACGGGGAGGAGGUGGACAUGACCGAGGUGCUGGAUUUCACCACCCUCAUGAAGCAUCCCCUCCGUGUUCGAGCCAUCCCAAGGACUUGAAGCUGCGUCUCAUCCAUGCUGCUCUCCGUCGGUGUCUA
Molecule: messenger RNA, 1800 nt
Organism: Hordeum vulgare subsp. vulgare (domesticated barley)
Lineage: Eukaryota; Viridiplantae; Streptophyta; Magnoliopsida; Poales; Poaceae
Product: cytochrome P450 89A2-like
Exons: 1
Coding region: 233-1762 (509 amino acids)
Cellular component (GO): membrane
Molecular function (GO): oxidoreductase activity, acting on paired donors, with incorporation or reduction of molecular oxygen, NAD(P)H as one donor, and incorporation of one atom of oxygen; iron ion binding; heme binding
Source: RefSeq, a predicted model, not a curated record